AUGAGGUUUGGCCGGCCUGAUCACGCCUUAAAAGGUGAUUUGAUCCAAACACCUUUACCUUCAAGAUUGCCAACAGAGUUGAACUUGUCAAUUGCAAAAGUCUUGGCAAUUCCUAUCUCGCCAGCAGCUGGACAAUCGGAAAACGAAGGUGGAGAGAUACCCUUGCGUAAAUCAUCCCUCUCUGCACAAUCUCCAGGUGUUAAUGGCACUUCUAGAGUACAGCAUGAUGAUUCACCAUCAUUGACAACGCAAUUGGCAAGCCUUUUCCCAUCUGCAAACGAUCUUACGCCAGAAUCCAUAGCCCGAAAACAAGCUCAGAUACGGCAAGAAUUAGCCAUUCAAGAGCAGUACAUUGCAACUUUGCUGGAGAAGUUGCUAAAAAGACAAGCAGCAUUACGAAGGCAGGAAGGCGAUGAUGUUCAAGAUGGGGAUUUUGAGGAGAGUUCAAUUUCUCACUUAUCAUCACAUGAUUUAGAUCAAAAAGUUCAAACGCUUUUCCAGCAACUUUCAGUCAUUCGUGAAAAGGCACAUAAAAGUGAAGAGAUUGUCAGGGACAUAACGAGAGAUAUACGCAUGCUCGAUACAUGCAAGCGAAAUGUGGUGAACAGUAUGACCGCUUUGAAACGAUUACAGAUGCUUGUCAAUGCGGUUUCACAAUUGGAAAGGUUAACGAAAGCAAGUCGAUUCCGAGAAGCAUCAUCAUCUCUAUCCGCUGUAAAGUCUCUGCAAUCUUCUUUCAAAGGCUUUGCAGGUGUAGAAAGGGUUGCAAGCAUUCAACGUGAAGUGUCUGCAUUACAGAAAGAAUUAGGAGACAAAGCAAGGGCAGAGAUUGAAUCUCAUUUCACGAACGAUGCAAAUCGACCACUUCGAACCACAUCUGUACCUGAUGCCGCACUUGUUAUUGAUGCAUUAGGAGCUGAAGCAAAGCAAUCUCUCAUCGACUUUUAUACCACUUAUCAAUUACGAGAAUACAGAAGGAUCUUUCGUGCCACUGAUGAGGCCGGGCAAUUGGAUAAUGUCGCCAGACGAUUUGCGUGGUUCAGACGGAUCCUCAAGACGUACGAUGAAGAACAUUCCGCUGUGUUUGAGGAGGGGCCAAUCAAAAAGUGGAAUGUGGCAGGAGAGCUCUUACGCAAAUUCACAGAGAUUACCAGACAGGACAUUCGCAGUGUCCUAAUACGUACACAAGGAAAGUUGCAAGUGCCUGUCUUGUUGGAAGCUUUGAGUGCUUCACUGGAAUUCGAGAGAUCCAUGUCGCAAAGAUUUGGCAUGCCAUUCGCACAGCUUUCCGCUGGAUCAAAUGCUGCAGAAUCGUCUGUUCCUUCAACCCCGAUCAAACCUUCUCCAAGCAGCCAGACCACCUUGUCUUCCGCCUUUGAUCCGUAUCUCAACCUAUUUGUUGAGGCACAAGAUCGUACUUUGAGCGAAAUGAUACAGACAUUUAAGCGUCAAGGAACGCGGGCAUCACUGGACGAAUCAUCAAAUGAACAUGGUCGAGAUGGCGCACAUACCGUGUUGCCAUCGAGUACGGAAUUGUUCUACUUCUACGGCUCUGUCUUAGAACAGUGCGGUAGACUCAGCACACGAGAACCUUUCCGUGAUCUUUGCGGUGUAUACAAGAAACACCUUCAAGGCUAUGCAGAAGAAGUGUUGAAACCGCUCUUACAACGAACUGAUUUUGUCCGUCGUAGCGCUGAUGUGAGAGCGAGCAUUUCUGAUCUGCAACGGAUUUGCAUGGUGAUCAAUACGGCUGAUUAUUGUGCAACAACGUCGAAACAACUGGAAGAGAAGCUCAAAGAGAAGAUUGAUGCAGAAUUCCGAGAUUCAGUUGACUUUGAGCCAGAAAGGGAUGUGUAUCUGUCAGUUGUCUCAAAUGGUGUUCAAGCUCUUACACGAGAAUUGGAAACCUCAGUGGAAGCAGCAUAUCAACAGAUGUUACGAGCAUCUUGGAACAAUCUAGAUCAAACGGACAUCAAAUCAGCGUAUGUGGACGAAUUUGCAGGAUCGCUAGAGCAUGUUGCUGUUGUGGUUCGACAGGAUAUCCAGAGCAAACGAUAUGUUCGCAAUUGGUGCGAUAAAGUGGUCGGAUUGGUUCUAGCGAGAUUUAUGUUUAACAUUGUCAAGCUGAAACCCGUCUCUUCUUUAGCCGCACAACAAUUGCUGACUGAUCUAACAGAGAUUCGAAUGUCCCUUUUGGAACUUCCGCGUUAUACAUUGUCAGAAGAAGGUAGCACAUCGGCUGCAUCAUCGUACAAUCGUUACGUGUCCAAAGGUAUUGGGCGAAUUGAAACACUGCUCAAACUGAUUGCCAUCUCGGAAGAUUCGCCACCUGAAGUAUUGGUGGAUACCUACAUUGAAUCUGUUGGAGAUCGUUCAUUCUCCAAUUUCCAAAAGAUUCUCGACCUAAAAGGGAUUCGGAAAUCAGAGCAGAAUACGCUCAUGGAUACGUUUGUCAGUCGAUCAUCACAAAUCGAUAGUUUGGAAGAUUCUUCCUUUUUGACAACGUUGGAUAUGGAUACAACCAACGUUCCAGGAGCGAUUGGCUUGGGUGGUGGAAGUAUGGUCACAGGUACAGAUACGCCACCGGCUUCUGCUGGAGCUGGCUUGUUCAACUUUAUUGCCGGUGGUGUUGGAGAUGGAGGGACGAAUACACCACCUUUGGGCUCUGCACCAAGGUUCUCCAGCCCUGCCGGUCGUGGGAAAGGAUCAGGCCAAGGUGAUGCUGUUGGCGCAGGUGCUCAGCGAGCAUUUUCGGAUUUGCGAAGAUUUGGAUCCAUGCUCGUUGGACGGAGAGAAGCAAGUUCAGACAAUAAAGGUAGAUAG
Messenger RNA from Meira miltonrushii, 2823 nucleotides. RefSeq lists its product as uncharacterized. The coding region runs from base 1 to 2823 and encodes 940 amino acids. Gene Ontology annotation, cellular component: GARP complex. The transcript has 2 exons. NCBI's taxonomy places the organism in Eukaryota, Fungi, Basidiomycota, Exobasidiomycetes, Exobasidiales, Brachybasidiaceae. Gene Ontology annotation, biological process: retrograde transport, endosome to Golgi. The record is from RefSeq and is a predicted model, not a curated record.